Molecule: messenger RNA, 399 nt
Organism: Penicillium odoratum
Lineage: Eukaryota; Fungi; Ascomycota; Eurotiomycetes; Eurotiales; Aspergillaceae
Exons: 2
Coding region: 1-399 (132 amino acids)
Source: RefSeq, a predicted model, not a curated record
AUGCGUUACGGUCUGCUGCAGUCUGUUGCUUCAAUUGAGCUGGAGGCACAGACUAGUCCUGGGGCGCCUGUUGGGUGCUGGGGUGGGUAUGAGAUGAGUAUGAAGCGGUACUUUGUCUUUGAAAAGCCGGGUCCUGGUGCUGGGAUGGUCAUUCAUCUUGGAGGGCCGAGGUUUCUGUUGAUUGGGUGGGGAUUCCAGGCGCGAGCACGGGCGUGGUCAUUUAGUUUCACAGGAUUCUUGAGUUUCCGGGAGAAGGUGGUGGACAAAGGGGAAGUACGGCUUCUGCGGGUGUUGAAUGGGGAUGAGGCGAGGAGUGGAAAGUUUGCGAUGAUGCCGAAUGAGGAUUCGGACUGCGGCGGGUUCCCGAUCUGUAUGACUAUAUCUGCUCGUACGAAAUAG